CCUCAAUUCUAAGGAAGAUAAAGGAUUUCUGCUAUGGUUUCGACUCUUCUUAAUUCUCUCCCGAGAGAGAUACGGGACCAGAUCCUACUUUACGUCUUGGCAUCACCGACGGGUUAUAUUUCACUCAUUGAAGCCGAUACUGAUGACUGGCCGUGGCGACAUCUUAAAGAGCCUCUGAAUAUUGUGCCUACCAGCUCAGAAGGAACUAUCUUCUAUGAUGCAACAAUCAAGUUGUCGGUGCUUCGGGUUUGUAAACAAAUAUACCACGAAUCUAAGCACGUCCUGUGGAAGCAUAAUGUUCUCCGACUGCAAAGACCAGAAGAUCUGGCAACUUUCACAAUCUGGGAUAGCUUAUCACAUCAGCUGAGCUGCCAACUACGCAGUAUUGAGCUUCAAUUCGACCUGUUUGUUCCAAGGAAAUUCUUUUCCACGAAAAAAGCCCUUCAAACCAUGGUUGAAUGGUCCCGGACAGGAGCACUAAAGAAUUUCACUUUGGUGUUCACCAAGCGCGUCAACCGAAGGACUGGGCAUGAUGAAUCGUUUCAGGAAGUGCUAGGAAGAUGGAGAGGAUUACCUGUAUGGGGCGCUACGCCACCACCAUCCAUAAGUGACUGUGAAAAGUACAUGGCCAUGUUGAGAACUCUCGGUUCAAUCGACAAAGGCUUUGCACCAGGCGUUCGGAAGAAAUUGAUCCUUGAUACAGGCUUAUCGACACGGAGCCCAUUGGAGAAGCUUAUGUGGCUACGAAGAUGGACUCCAUUGCAUCCGAACUGGUUUGCAGAAGAGCUGAAUCAUGCCGUUGGUGGCGAUUUGUACAUGGACGGGAUAUUGUGUUACAAGGAUGGGGUGAAAUUCGAAGAUGUUUUUGACAUGAGCAGACUGCCCCAGUUUCUGCAAGCUAUUGCAACAGAAAAGAGUUUCCAAACUUGAUUGCGGCCAGUCUACCAGGAAUGUUUGGAGGUCAUAGCACGCUUCGACGAAGUUUUCUACCGGCAGACUUCGGGACCAAGAUCUAGAUUACAGCUUCAACGCUUAGCGGAUAUGAGAUGUUGGAUAGUAGAAUAAUGGGAUUUCUUUUACCAUAGAGUAAACUUGUGAUUUUCGAGGUCAGAGUUUACAAUUUAAAGAUGUUUGUCUCGACGUGUUUUAGUUUGA
Molecule: messenger RNA, 1155 nt
Organism: Mollisia scopiformis
Lineage: Eukaryota; Fungi; Ascomycota; Leotiomycetes; Helotiales; Mollisiaceae
Exons: 2
Coding region: 34-930 (298 amino acids)
Source: RefSeq, a predicted model, not a curated record